Molecule: messenger RNA, 2578 nt
Organism: Schistosoma rodhaini
Lineage: Eukaryota; Metazoa; Platyhelminthes; Trematoda; Strigeidida; Schistosomatidae
Source: the annotation of a GenBank genome assembly
AUGACUUCAAUUUGUUAUUAUAAAGUGUUAGGUUUAACUAAAACAGCUACAGAUGAAGAAGUACGUCGUGCAUAUCGUCGUUUAGCACUUAAAUGGCAUCCAGAUAAAAAUCCAACAAAUUUAGAAGAAGCAGAAAAAAAAUUUAAAGAAAUAAGUGCAGCUUAUGAAGUUUUAUCUGAUCCACAAAAACGUUCUGUCUAUGAUUGUCAUGGUAGAGAUGGUUUAAAUCGUACACAUGUUAAAACAUCUAAAUCAACAAGACCACCUAGUGGACGACGUCGACAUACAGCAUCAGGAACAUUUUUGACAGAUGAUAUAUUUGAUUCAAGUGACUUCUUUCCAUUUAAUGAUUUCGGUUUUACAUUUCGAGAUCCUGAAGAAGUAUUCCGUGAAUUUUUCAGUAAACAUAUGGAUAUGAUGAAUGCAUUUAUGGAUACAGCUGGUCUAUUUAGAUCACAUAGUCAUUUACAUGAUAUAUUUAAUAAUGAUCAUCAUUUCAAUGUAUUACCUAGUCGUCAUUUACAUCAUACAACUAGUUGUAAAUCAACUAAUGAACAUCAACCACGGUUUCAUCAUGUUGAACGUGUACGUAAAACUAGUUUACCACAAACUGUACCAGUACGUAGUUUAUCUACAAAAACAUCAUAUAGUUUUAAUUUUGGUAGUUCUAGUCGUCCUGGUCAUCCACCAAUAAGAAAAGAAACAUUUCGAUCAACUUCAACUAAAAUUGAAAAUGGUAAAUGUGUAACAACACGUAAAAUAGUACAAGAUGGUAUAGAAACAAUUGAAGUUGAAGAAAAUGGUAUAUUAAAAAUGAAAACAAUCAAUGGUCAACCGGUUGCUAUUGCUAAUGGUUAAUUAUGUAUAUUUAUUAUUUAUAUAAAAACACUAUUCUUUUCUACAAUAAAAUGAUUUUAAGAAAUGUGUAUACAUCCAUUUGUUUCAUAAUGAUAAUAAUAAUAGUAAUGAUUAUUAUUAUUAGUAGUAGUAGUAAUAGUAAUAAUAGUAUUAGCAGUCGUAAUAUAAUUUUUAUUAUAUUUUCUUUCUGCAUAUGUAUUUAAAUAAUUCUUUCUAACUAGAAAAUACUGUGAAUUUACUAUUCAAUGUUCAAUAUUUUAACGUUCGAUACAUAUGUCUUAAUUAAGUCACGAACCUUUCAGUUUACACUUGUUUUCUUCAGAGCGGAUUCGAGAUCUUCAGAGAUUUCUUUUCUUUUUCUUUUUGUUUUGGACAAUUCAAGAAAUUGACUACAUGCAAACAGUUUUUUGUUUACUAUCUGUUUGUUCUAGCCAAUUGUACGACUAUAUUUUCACAAGUUGAAUAUUCUCUCUUCUGAGACGCUUUUCACUUAUCGUUCGGAUUUUCUUUUUCGCUGUUUGCUACUUCCUUAAAUGUUUAUAAAAUCGGAAUGUUUUCGAAUUCUUUCAUCUUUUUUUAUUUCUCUAUUUUUUUUCUCUUUAUAUGUACUCAUUAUUUUCGAAAUGAAUUUUGAUGGAGUUUUGUUCUCUGAGCUCAUAGAACAAAACUCCAUCGGCAUCAUCCACCUGAGCUAUAAAUCUUCUCCACAAUCUAGAAAUGAAGUUCUCCAAUUAUUAUUGUUAACAUCUUUCCUAAAUUAGUUUCGAAAUUUUCUUUUCUUAUAUUUGUAUGCCUGUAUUUCCAGUCUGCUGUGAUUUAUUGUUUUUAUUGAUCUUUUUGUGCUGUAUUAUUAUUUACCUAUUCAUAUAUUCUAUUUACAAUCAUCGACUAGUGAUGAUAGAUAAAAAGAACUAUUUUGGGUGUAAAACAUGUGGAUAUAUGUAUAGACUUUUUUCAUAUUGUGAUUAGAACGAUAUUGAUAUAUAUGUGUAUAUGCACCGGUUGAUAUGAUUACUGGCACUAGUAUACAAAUACAAAAACACAUUUAACCAUAAAUAAUACGUCAAUAAGAGGUUUACACAUCAAUGAAAUUACUUUCCCUAAUCCAUUUUCAUUUUAUUACUGAGAUUAAAUCAGUGUAAUCAAUAUUAGAUAUUUAUUUUACAAAUGCAAAUACUUUUAAAACAAAAAUGUACAAUAUUGUUUCACUACUAUACACAGUGCAUCAUUGAAACAGCACACUAAAUAAUACUAUAUAUAAAGAUAAUAUAAAGUGUGUGGUAUAUAAUAGUCGAACAGUGCAACACACCUAUUUCCAUAUUCGUAUGUAUACAAAUCUGUAUGCAAACACGUAUUUGUGUGUGUGUGUAUUUGAUGCUUUUCACUAACGAAAAUAUUAUUUUAUUUCGAAUCAUAAAUAUAUAUAAUAAUGGUGUAAAGUUUGUGAUUAUUCCUAUGAACUAAUUCUCUUCUUUUAAAACGAUGUGGGAUGUUUGGUAUAAGUAGUUUGUAUUUACUGAUUAAGACUAGGCAUUAAGCUUUAUCCUCCGUUUCUGUAAAUCUAAAUUAUUUACGUUAAGCACGUUCUACGGUUUAGAUUGUAUACUAAACUGUUAUGUAAUUUCCUCAUGAUAAAUUUCAGGUUUCCCUUGUGUGUGUUGAGUUCUAUUGAUGGAGAGGGUGCUGCUGCACUAGAUGUCUUCAUCUGUAUUUGUUCGUG